AGCCACAAGCCUGAUGAGGUCCCGGCCUUUGGAGGUCCGAUUUUCGGCUUGCCCCUUGGCCUGUGAGCUGGGGGACAAGAGGCGUUCCCUCCAGAAAUGCUCCAGUACGUUAUAAACCACCACCCGAUUGGGCUUCAAGGAACCGAACCAGUGCUUGGCGUUGCCUUCUUCCAAGACUGUCAGAGUGCUGAAGAUGAAGCUGGACGACUCCAUUUUGAUCUCCAUGAUCCUGGAGAUGGAGAAGCUGGCAAGGUUUUCCUUCGUUUGGCUGGAGAUGAAACACAGCGUGGUUCUGCUCAGGGAGAGCGUACCAUUCUCCCAUCUUUUGUCUGAGUUGAUGUAGUAGGAGCCGGGCCAGCUGUGGAUGAAAACGCCCCGGCUCAUCGUGUGGGGUUCUGCAGGUUGAUUUAGGACGCGGGCUAGUUUUUUAAGGAUCCAACCUGCUUCACGCACACGACGUUAUUGUCGCAGCUAAGUCGUCAAAACAAUGGAAGCUUUCUCGUCCGUUAUUAGCAAUUUGAGAUAUAUAUAUUUUGAAACCAACCAACCUGUAUCACCCAUUUAAAUAAAAAACAAACAUUAGCGUUUAAAUACAACUAUAGUGCCAGCAUGCUGUUGGGCUGCGUAUGUUUUUAAGAGUGUUUAUUCCGGAAGUAAGUGUCGCAGUCUUUAAUUUCCGACUUGAAAAUCAACAGACAGACUGGCUAAACGUCCAUCCAUCCAUUUCCUACCGCGUAUUCCUUUUUGGGGUCGCGGGGGGCGCUGGCGCCUAUCUCAGCUACAAUCGGGCGGAAGGCAGAGUACACCCUGGACAAGUCGCAACCUUAUCGCAGGGCUAAACGUAACAGCCAUAAUGUUUGAUUGGUACAGUUUUGUAAACAUGACAAUAUAUAAUAAUUGUCAGAAUUGAUGGUAUCAUACUGGCCGAAAAGUUCGUGUUUUGGUGACAUUCUCACCAUCACGUCUUAUUUACUCCUGAGUGUGACAGGAUAUACUGUCCGAUUUUAAUAUUUGCUGACGGACUGGUAAAUGAAAAUCCGUCGGAACAGGAAAUAUUCGAGUACAAUUGAUUCAACAUAUACAAUUUUAACCGUUGAAUACAUAUCAAAACGUAUACAUUAAUUAUGCUAAUAGAGUUCAUGCUUUGUUUUUCGGAAGUGACGUCACCGUUUUCACAAGUUUUCCCGUUGUAAAUCAUGACUUUUGGUGGUUAAACGUCCAUCAAAUAAAAAAAAUGUAUCUUAACUGAAUUUAUCUUAACUCAAAUAUGUAUUUAUGAUCAUACUGUUGUUGGAGGGUUUGUGUAAAAAUGUUUGUGUAAAAAAAUAAAAAAUUAAAAAAAAAAGUGACGUCAUACGUCGUGAUGAGUCCGACAGUGUUUACUGUCCGACUUGAAUGUUCGCCGGUAUUUCCGGCCUACCACCACAUUGCGUUUUCGACAAACACUUUAGCUAGCAAGCAGAAGGAGGACAAGUAUUUACUGUCAAUUAUUAAUUAUAUUUAUUUUGUAUGAUUAGCACUGCUUUAUACACAUGUCAUUGACAGUGUAAAAGACUUAAGUAAAGCAGAAUGGAUAUGUUUUUCUUUGACGGACCGCGAACUCAUCUCCGGAAUGGUGUCACCUCCAUGGUGCAUAAAUAUACAUUUUCUCUGUAAUGUUUGAACUCAUCUAGAUUCACAGUUAAGGUGCAUGGCAGACCAAUUGUAGCAUUUCCAACAGGUAACCUUGCAAAUAGGCUAGCCAGGCUGAUGUUUACCAACAUGGACAGGGAUGCGUACCGCAACUGUUGCAGCCUUGUCAAAAUCCCCAGGCAGUCCUACGAGCAGUUUUGCUCCUCGCAUUUUGUCGACUACAUUGAUAAAGAGCUGGGCUAUUCCAGGUUUUUCAAAAAGUACUUGCUUCCCAACCACCCGUGCAUGUUUUCCAAAAGAUUCACCGAAGAGUGGAAGUGUAGGAAACAAUGGGUGACUGAGGAGGGGAAGCCUAAUUUCCAGAAACUGCUGCAAGAAUUUGAUGAGACUCCUGUCCCUGUGGCCAACUGUAAUGCAAAGGAAUACAAUGCAAACCCCAAACAAGUCAUGCCUUUCAAAGAAUUCAUACAAUAUUGGAAGGAGCACAUCCAGAACGGCCACUCAUCUCCUAAAGGGUGCCUCUAUCUUAAAGACUGGCAUAUGCCCAGGGACUUUCCAGAACACAAUUUUUAUACCACACCGAUCUUCUUCACUUCCGAUUGGCUGAACGAAUACUGGGAUGCACUUGAAGUGGACGACUACCGCUUUGUCUACAUGGGACCCAAAGGAUCAUGGACGCCGUUCCACGCCGACGUGUUCCGCUCCUACAGCUGGUCAGCGAACAUUUGCGGCAGGAAGAAGUGGCUGCUGUACCCUCCUGGCCAAGAGGAGUUUUUAAGAGACACGCAUGACAAUCUCCCGUAUGACGUCACCUCAGGCGACCUGUGUGACCCAAACCUUUACCCGCAUGCCCAAGAGGCCUGUCAGCCUCUGGAGAUCAUUCAAGAGGCCGGCGAGAUUAUUUUUGUGCCCAGCGGCUGGCAUCAUCAAGUUUAUAAUUUGGAGGACACCAUCUCCAUCAAUCAUAACUGGUUGAACGGCUGCAAUGUAGACAUCAUGUGGCAAUUCCUGCAGACAGAGCUGUCGUCUGUGCAGAAAGAGAUAGAUGAGUGGAGGAACACCAUGGAUUCAUGGCAUCAGCACUGUCAGGUUAUUAUGAAGGCUUGCUCCGGCAUCAACUACGGGGAAUUUGCAUCGUUCCUCAAAAUCAUCGCUGACAACCGCAUGGCUCUCCUGAAUGCUUGCUCCUCAGGAGACUCCUCCAAUUACCCACAGCAUCUGUCAGAGGCACUUGUCACCCUCGGACCUUACCACGCUGCCUUUGACUUGCAGAGGGUGGCUAACAUUUUGGAGCUGCUGCUCUGUAACGAAGAUUUUAAGCGCCUGGAUCAUUCGGCUUCCACCGUUCAGCCAGAAACGUUGCUGCAGCAAAUCCGGGACAUCAUACAAUCCACCAGGGGGCAGCAUCUCCUCUAUCAGGAAUGAGGGUGCAGUAUUUCUAAGCGGUGGUACAUUUUUGGUAAAUUUCCCUAAAAUUCAAAUGUGGAAAUAUUGAAAUAUGGACACUUUUAAUAUGAAUUAUUAGUUAAUUUAAAAAAAAUACAUUGCUUUAUUUAUUAAUAGGCCCUGCGAUGAGAUGCUGACUUGUCCAGGGUGUACCCGCCUUCCGCCCGAUUGUAGCUGAGAUAGGCACCAGCGACCCCAAAGGAAAUAAGCGGCAGAAAAUGGAUGGAUGGAUAUUUAUUAAUAGUACUAAUAUUCUUUCAUCGGACAAAAAAGGUGAAUAUUACAUCAUACAUAUUUCAAUGCAUGCAAUUCCAUAAAGUUUGGUAGCUUUAAAAAAAUCAACUAGGCUGUUUAAGUCAUCAAUUAAUGUAAAGUCCCUUGUUUUUCCCAUGUAUAUCUCUUAAUUUUCGUUGAUAUUUUGCAACCCCCUAUGUUGAUUAUGGAGGGCCAAAUAAAACAAAAUGAAAUAGUUUCUAAAAAGUCUUCAAAUAAUUAUUUGUCUCAUUGAUUAAUUACUUUAUUAAAUAAAUCAUAGCAUACAAAUCAAAUAAAACUUGACAAUCAAAUCAAUAAUUAAAUGUAAUGUUACAAUAAAUAAAUGACAUUUGAUAACACAUUUAUGAAUCCAUCCCAAUUAAAAUGGAUGACUGAUUAUUUUUUCCUAUUAAGGCCCUCCAUACUUAAUAUGCAUAGUCUGGAAAUAGCUUGAAUAGCAAUAAAAAUAAGAAUAAAACACUCCACUUACUCCCAAACUUUAUCAUUCUAAAAAAGACUUAUAAAAAAAUACUAUUAGUUCUGUAAUAGGUUGAUUAGCAACACUAAAUUGACCUUAGUGUGUAAAUAGUGUUCAUGUUGGCCCUGCAUUGAAAUUGCAACUUGUCCAGCUGCCAGAGUGCAGUUGGAAUAGGUUCCAGCACACCUUGCGACCCUGAGAGGGACACGUGGUAAAAGAUGGAUGUCUUAUUCCAUGAAAAUAAAACAUCAAAGAUUCUGUUUUUAUGAUAAUCCGUACGAGCAACGUUUUGACUCAUCUUCCGUUUCUUUCUUAUCAACCUCCAGUCUAAACACAUCUCUGGUACAUGACUGCCACGAACUGAUAACACUUGUCUUUACUCUCUUUGAGACUCCAAACUUUGAAAAAGGCAUCAUGAAUUGCAUCACAUCAGAAUAUAAUGUGCAUAAAUAAUGGCAAAACACAUUCAAAUAUUUAUUUGCACAGUAGACUUUUAGAAUGUAGAUACUUUUAUUGAAAAUUGUAUUUGAAAUAAUUUAAUAGGCACAUCAAAUGACAUGAUAGGUAUUUUGCUGUAUAGUUCUGCAAUACAUGGUCAAUGUCUUCAUUUGUCCUUCAAGGAAACAUUUAAGUUUUGUCAGUCAGGCAAACACACUGGAGGCUUUUAUUUGAAAUGUGUCACAAAGCAUGUAAGUCACAUCCCAAGAAAAAAUAAAACCUCCUCAGUUG
Nerophis ophidion (straightnose pipefish) is the source of this 4540-nucleotide messenger RNA. RefSeq names its product jumonji domain containing 4 (gene jmjd4). Lineage: Eukaryota; Metazoa; Chordata; Actinopteri; Syngnathiformes; Syngnathidae. The record is from RefSeq and is a predicted model, not a curated record. Gene Ontology annotation, molecular function: histone H4R3 demethylase activity; sequence-specific DNA binding. The coding region runs from base 1750 to 3057 and encodes 435 amino acids. Gene Ontology annotation, cellular component: cytoplasm; nucleus. Gene Ontology annotation, biological process: positive regulation of translational termination; protein hydroxylation; negative regulation of gene expression. The transcript is spliced from 6 exons.